AUGGCCGCCGAAGACAAACCUUCUGCUCAGCCGAGCGGUAACGCCCCCUUCUCUAACACCACAGAGAAGCAGACUGCCGAGCAGGUCAACCAGGAACCGUCAAUUGUCGAGGCCAACUAUGGAGAAGGGAAGGGAGAGUUGCUCCCUUCUCCCGAAGAGCAAAUCGAUGCUUUAGGUAUCCCUAAUUGGAGAGAACUGGAGAAGCAAGUUGUCAAGCGCCUAGAUAUGACCUUGAUGCCAUGCCUCUGGGUUCUCUACCUCUUCAACUAUUUGGAUCGCGCCUCCAUUGCACAAGCUCGUCUCAGCACUUUGGAUGAGGAUCUCGGCCUAGAAGGUUACCAAUUUGGCACUGCUGUUUCAAUCCUCAGCGUGGGUUAUGUCCUAGGCCAAAUUCCUUCCAACAUGAUCAUCGGAAAGGUGCGACCCAGUUUGUAUCUGUGCUGCAUGGCCUUGGUGUGGUCCGGCGUAUCAGCUGCUACGUGCGGCGUGAACAAUUAUCAAGGUCUCAUCGCAGUGAGAUUCUUUCUUGGUGUGGUUGAAGCACCCCUGUUUCCAGGCGCAAUUUAUGUCAUGUCCUGCUGGUAUACGCGCAAGGAAAUGGCUCUCCGAUGCGCGCUUCUUUACACAGGACAGACUCUCGCUUUCUGUACAGCGGGUCUCAUUGCUGCAGCUGUCUUUGGAACACUGGAGGGGUCUUAUGGCCUGGCUGGAUGGCAGUGGUUGUUCAUUGUGUUGGCCUGCACAGGUGCAGGUCUUGCCAUGAUUGCUCUCUUUAUCCUUCCCGACUACCCUGACUCCACCACCGGUAGUGCUCGUUGGUCCAUGACUGAAGAUAUGCGCAAAGUCGCUGCGGCCCGCAUCUUGGCCGACCGUGUGUCCACCGCCGAGGCCAAGGCUGGUGUCUGGGAAGGAUUGAAGAUGAGCGUCUUCGACUACAAGAUGUGGCUGCUCGUUGGCAUGAACAUUGGUAUCUCUGCGGCGUAUGGGUUUUCCAAUUUCUUCCCGUCCAUCGUUCGUGGUUUUGGGUACAACAACACCAUAACUCUUGUCCUGACAGCGCCUCCUUACAUCUUUGCCGCCAUCGGAUCUUUGGUAAAUGCCUGGCAUUCUGACAAGACGAAGGAGCGAGGAUACCACUUUGCGGGACCCAUCGCUUUCGGUUGUAUCGGCUACAUCAUCUGCUUGGCUACUGAGAAUCGCAACGCACGCUAUGGUGCCUCCUUCAUCUAUGUUGGAGGCAUGUACUUUGCCAAUCCUCUCAUCAGCACCUGGACCUCCAACACUAUGGGCAGAACGCCUGAGAAGCGUGCAAUCUCUGUUGCGCUAGUCAAUGUUCUCGGCCAGAUCGGCAAUCUCAUUGCUCCUUACUUCUUCGAAGAUUCAGACGAGCCACGCUACCGUCUGGCUUUCAUCAUGAUGAUGGUGAUGGGCUUAAUUGCCUGUGCCAGCGCUAUGGGGCUGAAGUUCUACCUUUAUCAAUCAAACAAGAAGUUGUACCGCACAGCAGUCCGCAAUGGAACGGUAUACCAGCCGUACGUUAUGUAA
This is a messenger RNA of Colletotrichum truncatum, 1545 nucleotides long. Its product is annotated as major facilitator superfamily transporter. Gene Ontology annotation, cellular component: membrane. NCBI's taxonomy places the organism in Eukaryota, Fungi, Ascomycota, Sordariomycetes, Glomerellales, Glomerellaceae. The record is from RefSeq and is a predicted model, not a curated record. Gene Ontology annotation, molecular function: transmembrane transporter activity. Gene Ontology annotation, biological process: transmembrane transport.